Paraglomus brasilianum is the source of this 282-nucleotide messenger RNA. NCBI's taxonomy places the organism in Eukaryota, Fungi, Glomeromycota, Glomeromycetes, Paraglomerales, Paraglomeraceae. The record is from the annotation of a GenBank genome assembly.
AUGAAAAAAUUAAUAACAGCGAAGAAAAUAGUGAACAUUGAACAACCAAAUGAAUUAUUGAUUAAGAUUAACGCAUCGGCGGUGAAUCCGAGCGAUUACAAGAAUGUCGAAGGCCUCUUUCCAUUUACCACUACCCCUCGUGUACCAGGACGCGAUUUCUGUGGUACGGUUGUAGAUGGACCGCCAGAGUGGAUGGGAAAAGUAGUAAUUGGAACUGGAGGGAAGAAUGGAUUUAUCGAAGAUGGGUCACAUGCAGAAUACAUUACUGCGCAGCCAGAUGCG